Messenger RNA from Penicillium roqueforti, 738 nucleotides. RefSeq lists its product as uncharacterized. Bases 1 to 738 code for a protein of 245 amino acids. The transcript is spliced from 2 exons. Lineage: Eukaryota; Fungi; Ascomycota; Eurotiomycetes; Eurotiales; Aspergillaceae. The record is from RefSeq and is a predicted model, not a curated record.
AUGGUGUCCCCUACUCUAGCGCGCAUGACCGCACAGGUUCAUAUAACCGCAUUUCCCAUGCCAAAAAACCUAUCUGAAAGCAAGCUUGUACUGGCCGCGCUCCAGAAGUUUGGAGAGGUAAUAACAUACCGCAACCUCAAGUAUGACACGACCAACACUUCACCAAACCCUAACCGCCCCAUUGUCGCGAUCUUCGAGACAGCCGACGCAGCAGACCGCGCGAUAGCAGCUUCGCCCAUAACCAUUCCCCUACCGACAUCCACCUCCCCCUCUAAAUCUCAAUCUUCAACCUCUAUUCCAUUCACAUCAACUACCAAGCCACCUUUAAAUACCCGCCGCUCACUCAUCUUCGAAAUUCAACACUCGCGCCACAACCACGCCUCCGCCCUCAAACGCAGCCCCUUCUACUCUACCUAUAACCUCUUCAAAAACAACCCCAUCUACGAAGAUCUGAUCAGCGACGAGACCAGUAUCCCGCUCAAAGAACUGGCUGAUACACUUUCGAGCAAGAAGUAUCCUAUUGGCGCUGGCGUCAAGUCUAAUAUCCAGGAGGAAAAUCGCCGCAUGGGCGCGACGAGUUUAGUGAAUAUGUGGAAGGAGGGUAUGGGGAUAGAUGUUGAGCUUGAGAAUGAGGGGCAAGAUUUUGGCGAGAAUGGUCCUGUGGUUGAACAUCUCGGCGGUGGCAUUAGGGAGCCCGGGGAGGGAUUGGAGGACGAGAAGCAAAGCUCGGUAGUCUGA